Xenopus laevis (African clawed frog) is the source of this 736-nucleotide messenger RNA. It is a transcript of the gene dynll2.S, whose product is annotated as dynein light chain LC8-type 2 S homeolog. Gene Ontology annotation, cellular component: microtubule associated complex; dynein complex; cytoplasmic dynein complex. The record is from RefSeq and is a predicted model, not a curated record. The transcript has 3 exons. Lineage: Eukaryota; Metazoa; Chordata; Amphibia; Anura; Pipidae. Gene Ontology annotation, biological process: microtubule-based process. Gene Ontology annotation, molecular function: dynein intermediate chain binding. The coding region runs from base 164 to 433 and encodes 89 amino acids.
CAAUAGCGAGCGCUGUGGGCUUUGCCGCUGCACCAGGAGGCGGCGCUAUUUCAGAGGGACAGCAAGAGCUUGAGCUUCUGGAGAUAGGAAGGGCAGUUUGGCUGAGAGAGCCGAAAGACACGUUAAUUCUUAUAUCCCUCAUCUACACUGUGACCGGUUCAUCAUGUCUGACAGAAAGGCUGUUAUCAAGAAUGCUGACAUGUCUGAAGACAUGCAGCAAGAUGCUGUUGACUGUGCCACGCAGGCAAUGGAGAAGUAUAACAUUGAGAAAGACAUUGCUGCCUAUAUCAAGAAGGAAUUUGAUAAGAAAUACAAUCCAACUUGGCACUGCAUUGUUGGCAGAAACUUUGGCAGCUAUGUAACACACGAAACAAAGCACUUCAUCUACUUUUAUUUGGGCCAAGUUGCAAUUCUCCUCUUUAAGUCUGGCUAGGAGAAGGAAAAUAUUAUGUGGUGGACUGUAAUGCACUGAUGGCUGAAGCCAGGAUCCUGUCUAAUAUGGCUGUGCAGCUGCAUGGACUGUAUACUAUAUUUAAUGUGUAUAUGUUGCAGUAAAAAUUGACUUCUGUUUAGUUGCCUGGAGAGAAGGCGGCUUUAUUUUGUUACUGCUUUUUUUUUUUUUUUUUUUUUUUCCUUUUUCCCCCCCCAUUUUUGUUGUCAUGCACUUGGGGAAAAUGUAAAUGCUUUAUAAUGGCCUUUAAAUGGGAAGAAAACAAAUAAACUAUUCUACAUCAAA